This is a messenger RNA of Globicephala melas (long-finned pilot whale), 2121 nucleotides long. RefSeq names its product DEAD-box helicase 4 (gene DDX4). Gene Ontology annotation, biological process: cell differentiation; gamete generation. Gene Ontology annotation, cellular component: P granule; nucleus. The record is from RefSeq and is a predicted model, not a curated record. Gene Ontology annotation, molecular function: ATP binding; RNA binding; RNA helicase activity. NCBI's taxonomy places the organism in Eukaryota, Metazoa, Chordata, Mammalia, Artiodactyla, Delphinidae.
AUGGGAGAUGAAGAUUGGGAAGCAGAAAUAAUCAAACCUCGUAUGUCUUCCUAUGUUCCUGUGUUUGAGAAGGAUAGGUAUUCUUCUGGAGCAAAUGGAGACACUUUUAACAGGACUCUGGCUUCAUUGUCAGAAAUGGAUGAUGGAUCUUCUCGAAGAGAUCAUUUCAUGAGAAGCAGAUUUGCCGCUGGGAGGAGUUUGGGAAACAGGGAUCCUGGCGAGUCUAAUACAAGAGAGAAUACAUCCACAGUGGGUGGCUUUAGAGUUGGAAGGAGUUUUGGAAACAGAGGUUUUUCAAAUAACAAGUUUGAAGAAGGUGAUAGCUCUGGUUUCUGGAGAGGCUGUCAAGAUGGAAAUGAUUCAGAAGCUUCAGGGUCAUCCAGAAGAGGUGGAAGAGGUAGUUUCCGAGGUUGCUGUGGAGGGUUUGUUCUAGGAAGUCCAAAUAGCAAAUAUGAACAAGAUGAGGGGACCCAGUGCACUGGUGGCAUUUUUGGCUCUAGAAGAUCAGCAUUAACUGGUGUAGGUAAGGGUGACACUUAUCAAAGCAGAAGUGGUAGUGGAAGUGGACGAGGUGGUUACAAAGGUUUAAAUGAAGAAGUAAUUACAGGCUCUGGAAAGAAUUCUUGGAAGUCAGAAGCUAAAGGAGGAGAAAGUGGUGACACUCAAGGACCAAAAGUGACCUACAUACCACCUCCUCCACCUGAGGAUGAGAACUCCAUCUUUGCACAUUAUCAGACAGGCAUAAACUUUGACAAAUAUGAUGCUAUUCUUGUAGAAGUAUCUGGACAUGAUGUACCACCAGCAAUUCUGACUUUUGAAGAAGCUAAUCUUUGUCAGACACUGAAUAGCAACAUUGCUAAAGCUGGUUAUACUAAGCUUACUCCUGUGCAAAAAUACAGUAUUCCUAUUAUACUAGGAGGAAGAGAUUUGAUGGCUUGUGCUCAGACAGGGUCUGGAAAGACUGCAGCUUUUCUCUUGCCAAUUUUGGCUCAUAUGAUGCGUGAUGGAGUAACUGCCAGUCGUUUUAAAGAGCUGCAGGAACCAGAGUGUAUUAUUGUCGCACCAACCCGAGAAUUGAUCAGUCAGAUCUAUUUGGAAGCCAGAAAAUUUUCUUUUGGGACUUGUGUAAGAGCUGUUGCUAUAUAUGGGGGAACCCAGUUGGGGCAUUCCAUUCGACAAAUAGUACAAGGCUGUAAUAUAUUAUGUGCUACUCCUGGGAGACUGAUGGAUAUCAUACGUAAAGAAAAGAUUGGUCUCAGACAAGUCAAAUAUAUAGUUUUGGAUGAAGCUGAUCGCAUGCUGGAUAUGGGUUUUGGACCAGAAAUGAAGAAGUUAAUUUCCUGCCCAGGAAUGCCAUCAAAGGAACAGCGUCAGACCCUUAUGUUUAGCGCAACUUUUCCAGAAGAAAUUCAAAGGUUGGCUGGGGAGUUUUUAAAGUCGAAUUAUUUGUUUGUUGCUGUUGGACAAGUGGGUGGAGCAUGUAGAGAUGUUCAGCAGACCAUUCUCCAAGUUGGCCAGUACUCAAAAAGAGAAAAACUUGUCGAAAUUCUACGAAACAUAGGAGAUGAAAGAACUAUGGUCUUUGUUGAAACGAAGAAAAAAGCAGAUUUUAUUGCCACUUUUCUUUGUCAAGAAAAAAUAUCAACAACAAGUAUUCAUGGUGAUCGAGAACAGAGAGAGAGAGAACAAGCCCUUGGAGAUUUCCGCUGUGGAAAGUGCCUAGCUCUUGUUGCUACUUCAGUAGCUGCCCGAGGGCUGGAUAUUGAAAAUGUUCAGCAUGUUAUCAAUUUUGAUCUCCCUUCUACCAUUGAUGAAUAUGUUCAUCGAAUUGGGCGUACUGGUCGUUGUGGAAAUACUGGCAGAGCUAUUUCCUUUUUUGAUCCUGAAUCUGAUGGCCAUUUAGCACAGCCUCUAGUGAAAGUACUGUCAGAUGCUCAACAGGAUGUUCCUGCAUGGUUGGAAGAAAUUGCCUUUAGUAUAUAUGUUACUGGCUUCAGUGGUAGUACAAGAGGAAAUAUGUUUGUAUCAGUUGAUACUAGAAAGGGCAAGAGCUCUUUGAACACAGCACGGUUUUCUUCUUCACAAGCUCCUAAUCCAGUAGAUGAUGAGUCAUGGGAUUAA